GUAUGUCGAGACAUGCAGCACACUUUGUCAUGGAUCGUCUCCUUUAUGGGCCCAUUAUUCGGUCGGACCUGAUACCCCAGAGGACGUUAGUGGUAGCUUUCUUUACCUACUUGAUCAAGGACAAUGUAGAGAGCAAACAGGCGGUUUUAAUAGAAAAUCUACUGGAGAUGAUUCUGGAUGUCCAGCUGGACCAGAGCUGCUGGGUGCGGAACAUCGAGGUUCAAGGAUUGGGGUAUACCCCGGAGAAUUUGAAUAAGGAGCUCGUAGUGCGGUACUGCAAUCAAAUACUGGGCAUUUUAAUGAACUGUUUGGAUUAUCACAAUUUGGGGAACGAAAGCGAGCUGAUCCUGGAGUCCCUGCAAUCCUUCUCGAAACUCCUGAACAGUUUGCCAGGGUUCAAAUUCAGUUCCUUUCAAGUUACCGGAGCAGUGAGGAUCAAGUUGCUAUUCAGUCAAGAGGAUCCAGGUCUAAGGAGAUCCUCGAUCCAGUUAUUAGGAGAUCUGGCAACAUCCCUUGGCCAGAAGACCAAUUUGGAGGUAUUCAAGGAGCAGAACCAAGAAAACCUCAUCACUCUACUCUUGCAUCUAUGCGAUCCAGACGUGUAUGUUGUCAAGGCCUCUAAAAGUACAAUCCAGAAGGUUGGCCCUUAUCUGGAUUUUCCGGAGGUAUACCGCAUGAUCCAGGAGUGUUUGGGCGACGACACCGACUUGAUGUUCACGGAUUUUAUUAAGGAGUUAAUUAAACGCAUAGGAUUUAUGGAAUCAAUGAUAUCAAGGUUAUUUGGGGAUCAAAUCGAGGACGAGUUGGUUUAAUGGUGGUGUCUAAGGGCCAAUCCCGCCCUUGUCACCGGUUUGUUCUACGCCAAACUACUAAAGUUUCACUGGAAACUGUCUGCGAUAAACUGAUCAGACUGAUGCAAGACGAGUCAGAAGAAGUUAGGAUUAAGGCAAGUCAAGCUAUAUC
Molecule: messenger RNA, 963 nt
Organism: Anthonomus grandis grandis
Lineage: Eukaryota; Metazoa; Arthropoda; Insecta; Coleoptera; Curculionidae
Exons: 4
Coding region: 3-812 (269 amino acids)
Cellular component (GO): cytoplasm
Source: RefSeq, a predicted model, not a curated record